Molecule: messenger RNA, 3163 nt
Organism: Hylaeus anthracinus
Lineage: Eukaryota; Metazoa; Arthropoda; Insecta; Hymenoptera; Colletidae
Gene: mus301
Product: helicase POLQ-like
Exons: 15
Coding region: 1-2988 (995 amino acids)
Molecular function (GO): ATP binding; nucleic acid binding
Source: RefSeq, a predicted model, not a curated record
AUGUAUAAAGAAAUAAACAAAAAUAAAAGUUCUAAGAGUGAAAAUGAAAGUUUGUCAACAUCAUUGCAAGCUAUUGAUUCAAUUCUUUGUAUGGAUGAUACAAUACUAAACAGUAUUGAAAAGGACAAUUUCACUCAUGAAUGGAGUAUGCUAGAUAUGUUUGAAGUAGAUCAAAAAUGUGAAAAAUCACCACCUACUGUUAACAGCAAAGGAGAUUUACAAACAAAAAUUGAGGAGAAAGAUGCUGUACAUACGACUUGCAAUGUACAAAACGAAAAGAAUAAUAUUUGGCAGAAUGAAACAUUCUUGAAUGAAGCAUUUACACAAUUUGUUCCUUCACAAUUUGAAAUGUGCACAAAAGAAACAGGCCUCAUGCAAUGCUUAGAUUCAAUGCAUUUAUCAAGAAAUAAACAACAGAAUGUGAAUUCAUUAAAAAGAAGUGUAGUUGAUUACAACAAUGACAUUCCAAAUAAAAUAUAUCAUUCAGAGGACAAGAAAGCAAGUGAAUUAUAUACAAGAACUUAUUCCAUAGCUUCAACAAAACAUUGUACAUUCUAUGGAUUACCAGAUAGAGUAAAGAACAUUUUCUUACGAAUUAGGGGUAUUGAAAAACUUUAUGAAUGGCAGGAUGAGUGCUUAAAUCUAGAUGCAGUAAAAAAUAGGAGGAAUUUAAUUUAUGCUCUUCCAACAAGUGGAGGUAAAACAUUAGUUGCAGAAAUAUUAAUGUUAAAAGAACUUAUAUGUAAUAAAAAAAACGCAAUGUUUAUACUACCAUUUAUUGCUAUAGUUCAAGAAAAAGUUCAAUCAAUGGCACCAUUUGCAUUAGAAUUAGGUUUUCUAAUUGAGGAGUAUGCUGCGUUAAAAGGAACUUACCCACCAAGAAAGCAUAGAAAAAAAAACAGUAUAUAUAUGUGUACUAUAGAGAAAGCAUUAGGUUUAAUAAACAGUUUAAUAGAAGAAAAUCGUUUUAACGAAAUUGGUAUUAUAGUUGUGGAUGAACUACAUCUCCUGGGUGAAGCUGGAGGAAGAGGUGCUACAUUAGAAGGUCUUUUAACAAAAGCAUUGUAUGUUAAUGAUAAUGUUCACAUAGUUGGAAUGAGUGCAACAAUAGGCAAUUUAGACGAAAUAUCAGAAUUUUUAAAUGCGGAUUUAUAUACUGGAAAUUUUCGACCUAUUGAAGUUAAAGAGUAUGUUAAAUGCGAUGAUAAUAUUUGGUUGCUUGAUUUGAAAACAGAAGAUUUAUUGACGGAUUUGAAGAAAAUUAAUUAUCGUUAUUCAAAUGAUGCAGCAAUCAUAGACCCAGACAGAAUCGGAGGUUUAGUAAUGGAUGUAGUUCCAGGAGACUCGUGUCUUAUAUUCUGUUCGAGUCGCAAAAAUUGUGAAAAUGUUGCUUUGUUGUUAACUAAAGUUUUGUUCACAUCAUUGGAGAAUUAUAAAAAAGAUGAAAAACAAAAGUUAUUGAAUGCACUUGAAACAGAAGAAGGUCUUUGCCCUAUUUUACGUAAAACUAUAAAAUUUGGCGUAGCUUACCAUCAUUCUGGUCUUACAUCUGAAGAAAGACAAUUAUUGGAAGAUGCUUUUAAAGCAGGAACUCUUUGCGUAAUAUGUUGUACAUCAACAUUAGCAGCUGGAGUAAACUUACCAGCCAGAAGGGUCAUAUUACGAAGUCCAUAUGUGGGUAACCAGUUUUUGAGUUUGAAUAAAUAUAAACAAAUGGUAGGACGAGCUGGUCGUGCUGGUAUGGGAAGUAUUGGAGAAAGCAUACUUAUAUGUAAAAGUAAUGAACUACCGAAGGUAAAACAAAUUUUAACAUCCAAAAUGGAUGAUUGUUUAAGUACAUUACACAUGGACAAAGACAGAGGCAUAAAUAACUUAAUUUUGAGUGCUACAUUAUUCUCUAUAGCAACAAAUAGAUCGGAAUUACAUAAAAUAACAAGAAGGACAUUACUUCAUAUUCAGCAGAAACGUCUAGAUAUAAAUAUUAAACAAAUCACAGACGAAGCAAUAACUGAAUUUUUAAAAAGUGGUGUAAUGAAAGUAAAGAAAAAAGAAAAGAAGAUCAAUGAGUUUGAACCAAAUGUAACUGUUGCUAUUCCGUCGCAAAAUGUAUGUUUCAAUGAUAAAGGUACACAAAUAAAAGGGAAAAAGAAGAUAGCACUUACGAAAGAAACUGAAUUAGAAUUGUGUAAUUUGGGACGUGCGGCUAUGAAAGGUAACAUUGAUAUACAAUGCGCACAUACGUUAUAUCAGGAUUUAAAAAAAGCACAGGAACAUUUGAUUCUUCUUGAUUAUUUACAUCUGUUAUAUAUUGUUACUCCAUACGGUAUAAUAUCUCAAAUAAAACCAGUUGGAUCAGUCUAUUACAAUGUGGUGAUUAAUUUAUCCGAAGCACAGAUGAAAACAGCAAGACUUCUUGGGAUCAAUGAAAUAACUGUUGGAAAAUUACGUGAUGGUUUAACACCUAAGAACGUAGAAUCAAGAGUAAUUCAAAGAUUUUACGUAACAUUAAUAUUGCAUGAACUAUGGGCACAUCAUGCAGUUUACACAAUUGCAGACAAGUUCCAAGUAAACAGAGGUGUUAUACAAAAUCUUUUGUCGUCUGUAUCAUCCUUUGCAUUUUCUGUGGUUCGAUUUUGCCAGGAGUUAGAUGAAUUUUGGGCGUUCAGAGAUUUGUUAAAUACAUUCAGUAAAAGAUUAUCCUAUUGUUGUCCUUUGGAGUUAGAGGCAUUGAUGGAGUUGCCAUUAGUGAAAAUUGGCAGAGCGCGUCAAUUGUACAAUGCAGGUUAUAAAACAGUGCAGUGUAUAGCAAAAGCGAGGCCAAUGGAUUUACAAAAAAGCAUUCCGUAUUUAAAUGCAAAAACUGCGACAAAAAUGAUUGAAGUUGCUACACUGUUAAUAGUGGAAAAAGUAGAAAAUCUAAAAGAUGAGGCAGAAGACGUUCUAGAUGGCAUAGAUACUUUAAGAGGAUUAAGUUCUUUGAUUUUGUAAUAUGUUGAUUAAAAUUUUGAUAAAGUUUUGUAUAAUAUGAAAAUGUUAAUGAAAUAUCUUCUAAUUGUGUAUAUAUACUUAAAGAUUUAUAAAAAUAAACUGUUUAAUAUCGUUCUCAAAGAAUGUCACAAAAACCUAUUUGUUUAGUAAAUAAAAUAAAAUUUAUUUUCUAUCA